ACCCUGGCAGGCAGUGGGGUCUCCACCCAGUAUAGUCCUACUCUGCCCUUAGUGCAGGUCUACUAGUAGAGGCUAUUGUUACUUGAUUAAAGGAAAGACUUGAUUAAAGGGGUAUAGGCCCCUGUACAUUGCUUGAAAGAGUGUAGGUCCCAGCUUGCCUGACUUAAAGAGGUUAGCGUCCCUUGCAGCCUCCAGGGCUGCCAAGGAAAUGGAAAGCAGCUGCCUCAGGGUGCCUGGACUUGCAUUCCUCCUCUUGCUGGUUUUGCCCCCUCUGCUGCCAAGCAGUGGGGCAUACCAGCAGAGAGCCCCGACCUGGCUAGAUUUCCACCACCUCACUCGGGCCAGGAGAAGCCUCCCCAGCAACACCAACCAGGAUGGGGAGAGCACCCGCCAGGGCCACAGCCAGGACACCGGGUCCAGGGAGAGGCUGGCAGAUCACAAGAAAUCCUGCCAGAGCAAUCUUGACCUCUAUUUAAUCGUGGACAAGUCAGGAAGUGUGGACACCAACUGGAUAGUUAUAUACGGCUUCAUAGAGGAUUUCCUCAAAAUGUUUCAAAAUCCGAACAUGCGGGUCUCGAUCAUCACCUUCUCCACAAGGGGCCACACCGUCCUAAAGCUCACCUCGGACAAAAAAUUAAUCGAAGACGGUCUCAACAAACUACGCAACACAGUGCCUACCGGAGCCACAAACAUGCAGGAAGGAUUUAAAGCGGUCAAUGAGCAGAUCUCCACAGCAAACUCUGGAGAAAAGAAAGUGCACUCCAUGGUUGUCUCCCUAAUUGAUGGAGCACUUUGGCCAGAGUCCUUUCAGGCUACCAAGAAUGAAGCUCAGAGGACUCGACAACUGGGAGGGACUGUUUACGUUGUGGGUGUCAACAACUACUUGAAAAAUCAGCUCCUGGCAAUUGCAGACAGCGAGGAGCACGUGGUUGGUGUGGACAGUGGAUUCUAUGAUCUCAGGAACAUCGUUGACUCACUCGCAGCUAAGUCCUGCAUUGAGCUGACAAGUGUGGGACCGACAGAUUACUGUGUGGGAGAAAACUAUGAUGUAGGCAUCUUUGGAAGAGGCUUUCAUAACACCAAAAACAAAAAAGAAGUUCUUUGCAGAAUUCAAAUAAGUGACACCGUAUUUUUCGAUAAAAAAGCCACCCAGGUGGAAGACACCAGCAUAAAGUGUCCGGGAAUGAAGAUAGAGGUACCAGCCAACGAGAUCUCUGUUGAAGUGAGCCUGAACAACGGUGCCAGCUUCAUCAGCAACGGGCUCAAGAUCAGCAGCAAGGACUGUGGAGGUCACAGGACUGGCCAGACGAUGCGCAUCAGCCCCUCAGGGUUUCCGCCUACGCACAGCUCGUCUGUCAUCAGGCCCAUGAGGAAAGUCCUCAGGAGAAACACAGGGCUGGCCCAAGUACAGCAGCCACCUGACCUUUCCAAUGCGGCAGUGGCGGGUCCCGGAAAUCAAGGCUCACAGUUCCCCAACAUCAACCCUUACCACUUGGAUGCGUGCAUGCUGGUACUAAUACUGAUGAUAGGGUGCUUGUGGCUACUCCACUGCAGAAAGAACAAGAUGGUGGUGAGUUUUGUUUUGUUUCUGAUGCCCACACAGACCUGCACAAGGAAGCCUCCUGAGCUGUAGGAUAUCUCUAUUUCCCACCCCACCAUCUCCACCUACCUGGACAGAGAGAGCUGGCAGAAAGCAGGGUGACAGAGGGGCAGGGAGGGACAAGUGGGAGGACCUAGGACUCACAAAAUGGCAUCAGAGACACCCUCUCCAUGCUCCCAACGGUCUGAUCCAGAGCCUCCAUCACACUAUAAAUUGCAGUAGCUGUUGCAGCAAGUGCCAUGAUCCACAGUGACAUGACCAGGGCUUUCCUUUUGGUUUUGUGUGUCAGUUCCCAACGAUUGGUCAUUGGCUGGUCCUUCCCUGGGUUAAGUGAGCAGUUGGAAAGGGAAACUCAGGGUUCCAGUACUGGUCACCCCCCUGCAGUCUCUCAUCCUGUUGGGUUGCAUUUCUUUGGUUUUCCUGCCUGUCUCCUGGCUGGCUGGGAUUUGGCUGGGUUUGUCCUUUGGGCACUUAAGAGCUGAGGAGGGUGGAGGGAGUCAGUCCUCCCAUGAACUGUGAGGGAGGCCCAGGCCAGGUACACCUGGGACCAAGGGUCAGCUGAGCUGCCUGUGGCUCUCCCGGUUAAGGAAGCCCAAAUGGACCCAUAGAAUUUGCACAGCAGGGCCACUGUGACAUAUAACGGGGAGCGGUAGGAAGCAGGCCCCACUCAGACGCUGCCUUUGGUGCUGCUGCACUGUGGUCAGGGAGGCUGCAUCUGCCAGUACCAGGCCAAUCAGCCUCUGCUGAUGCUCCUCCCCAAUGUCCACCUUUAAAUUGUACAACCCCAAGACCAGGCCUCUCCAAAGGGCAGCUCAGAAACCCAGGUGGCCUGAGAAAAUUUGCUGUCCAUUUGGGGAAGGAUCUUCCUUGCA
Talpa occidentalis (Iberian mole) is the source of this 2472-nucleotide messenger RNA. Its product is annotated as anthrax toxin receptor-like. Gene Ontology annotation, cellular component: membrane. NCBI's taxonomy places the organism in Eukaryota, Metazoa, Chordata, Mammalia, Eulipotyphla, Talpidae. The coding region runs from base 209 to 1633 and encodes 474 amino acids. Gene Ontology annotation, molecular function: signaling receptor activity. The transcript has 15 exons. The record is from RefSeq and is a predicted model, not a curated record.